AAGUCUUCGUAGGGGAGACUAACCAAAGAGGAAAACUUGGACACUUUUUUUUUUAGGAAAACAGUAAAAGUUUGGGAGAAAGAUCCAACAUGGCAGUUGCCAGCAUGGCCUUGCCUGGCUCCACAGCAGGCCCCACGCUGGGUUUUGAUGACUACAGUCUCUACAGCAACCUGUCAGAUGAUGAGCUGAUGCAGCUGGCUAUCGAACGCAGCCUCAGUGAGACCCAUGAUGCCACUGCACCGGGUGAAGCCAGCAACACCACCACAGCUCUAGGAAGAAGAACAGGCCAGUAUAGGGCCAAUCCACCCCCAACCAGACUGAACCCACCAAAUCCACCAAGGCAGGAAUCAAGCCAUAGGCCGCCUACUGCCAAACCAACAGACGCAGAAGAGGACACUAUUGUGAAAGCCAUCCUGAAUGGUGAUGUGACUACGUUACGAGCUAUGGCUAAAGACACCGGGAAUAACAUACUGCGGCCUGACAAGUAUGGAUGGAUCCCGCUGCACGAGGCUGCAUAUUAUGGCCAAGACCAGUGUGUCAGGGUUCUUCUUGGGGCUCAACCUGGAAUGAUUAACAAAUGCGACCUGAAAGGCCAGACUGCUCUUAUCUUGGCGGUGGGCAGGGAAAGGGUGGCCUGUGUAGAGGCGCUUCUGGAGAAAGGGGCAGACCUAGAACUCGCCACCAAGGAGAGAGAGACCCCCCUCUACAAAGCUUGUGAAAGGGAGAAUGCUGAGAUUGUGGCCAUGCUUCUGAAUCACGGUGCUGUGGUGAACAAACACUGCAUCCAGGGCUGGACGGCUCUCCAGGAGGCUGUGAGCCGCAACAGUGUGGAGAUAUGUGAGAUGUUGCUCAAGGCCGGGGCUAAGCUCAGCCCAACCAACAUGUACGGUAUCACGCCCCUGUUUACUGCAGCCCAGAGUGGAUGUGUGGAAACACUUCGAUUUCUCAUUAAACACGGUGCUGAUAUCAACAGCGAGGCCAGCGAUGGGGCCACAGCUCUGUAUGAGGCGGCUAAGAAUGGCCAUGAAGACAUUGUGAAGCUUCUUCUUUCUCAGAAUGCUGAUGCCAACAAAGCGGGCAAGAAAGGACUUCUGCCACUACAUAUCGCUGCCCAACGAGGAACUGAUGGAAAAACCCUGCUGACCUAUGACUUCUACAAUUAUGACAAGUCAGUUAAUAUCGUGUCAUUGCUGAUCAAAGCCACCAGCAAGUCCAGAGUGAAUCGCAGUGGCAUCAGUCCCCUCCAUCUUGCCGCAGAGUGCAACAGGGAUGAAGUCCUGGAGGUCCUAAUCGAGGCCGGCUACGAUGUCAAUGCCAUGCUGUCAGAGGACCGCUCCAAGAUGUACGAGGAUCAUCGCAGCACAAUUCUAUACUUUGCCGUCGCCAACGGCAAUGUGGAAGCGACCACCAUGCUUCUAGAAGCCGGUGCCAACCCCAACCUAGACACCUUCAACACGCUACUGGUGGCCGUGAGGCAGGGUAGUAUCGAAUUGGUCACUUUGUUGGUGGAGCAUGGGGCCAACGUUAACGCCUACGUCCUGACUCACCCCACCUCAUUCCCGGCCACUGUCAUGUUCAGUAUGAAGUACCUGUCCAUGCUGAAGUAUUUGAUGGACAAUGGCUGUGAUGCCCACUCCUGUUUUAGCUGCACUUACGGCAGUGGUCCACAUCCACCCAUUCAAGAGACAUCUGAGAGGGAUGACUUGCGCUAUAAUAACGAUACACGCAGGAAUACUGUGAAAACUGUUCAGUUCUGUGAGAUAAUCUCAACUCAGGCAAUAAACCGCUGGGCAGGACCCAUCAUAGACGUACUCCUGGAUUAUGUUGGCCAUGUGAAACUCUGCUCCAGACUUACUGAACACCUAGAAAGCUUUGGGGACUGGGAAGCCAUCAAGGAGAAAGCAACGCCCCCGCGUCCACUGAUGCAGCUGUGUAGGCUGAAGAUCCGGCAGCAGGUUGGACUCCACAGACUGAGGUGCAUCAACAAACUGCCCCUCCCACCACGAGUAAUCAAGUACCUUAACCACGAAGAGCGCAACCAAGAAGAGUUUUGUGCAUUCUAGAGAGUGACAUCAUAGUCA
Oncorhynchus masou masou (cherry salmon) is the source of this 2081-nucleotide messenger RNA. Its product is annotated as ankyrin repeat and SOCS box protein 2-like. Gene Ontology annotation, biological process: intracellular signal transduction. The record is from RefSeq and is a predicted model, not a curated record. Gene Ontology annotation, molecular function: protein binding. The transcript is spliced from 10 exons. NCBI's taxonomy places the organism in Eukaryota, Metazoa, Chordata, Actinopteri, Salmoniformes, Salmonidae. Bases 90 to 2063 code for a protein of 657 amino acids.